AGACAAACAUCACCCUCACCUUGCCAAAGGAAGGAGCUUCAGGCAACUGCUUACUGCACAGACAGGAAGAAACCAGAACUUUCUGACUGUACUUGUGUGGACAGACUGUGAGGGUGGAGAAGAUGAGGGCGCUGCUGCUCUCCCUGGCUUUUCUAGCCUCUCUGGAGGCUCUCUACUCUGCCCCUGGUCCCAAUCCAAAAGCCAUAUCAGUGGAUACUCUCAAACGACUCUCUCUGGAAGGGGAGAAACUGGUGGAUGAGGAGGUGAAGAGAGCCCUCUAUGGAGUUAAGCAGAUGAAGGAGGUGAUGGCCAUGAACGAAGAGAAGCAUGAGCACCUAAUGAGGUCACUUCGUAACAGUGGAGAAAAGAAGAAGGGGGCAGCUGAGAUGGCUCAGGAUGUGGUGAAGAAGUUGGAUGAGGCGGAGCAGCAAUGCAAAGAGUCUCUGAGGUCUUCAUGGGAGGAGUGUAGGCCCUGCCUGGAGGACACCUGCAAGAGCUUCUACACAAACACCUGCCGUCGGGGCUUUGCCACUUUCUCUACUAAGCUGGAGGGCUUCUUCCGCAGGGUCAGUACCCGCUUUGGCUCACAAGGCAUUCAGGAGGAGCUCGAAAUGAACCAAGGCGGAGAAAGUCCUGACCUGGAUGUGGUAAGGAUCGAGGACUCUUUCAACAGCCUACUGACAAAGGUAGGCAACCUUGUGAACCGCAGCAUGGUGCUGGUGUCCCGCUUCCAAAAGCAGCUGGACCAGGCAUUGCGAAAGGCCUUCACUCCAGAGCUCCAAGAGGACGAAGAUAGAGAGCUGCUCCUCCCUUCGGCCGGUGAGGAGCUGGACUCAGCGUUCCUUCAGGGUGUGGGACUUGAUGAAGUACUCGAGUCCUUCUUUGACUUUGGCAGAAACCUGGCAGAGGAGUUUGGUGCUGUCGUCACUCAGGUGUUUGACAACCUGCACGGCACCAUUGAAGAAGCAGAGAAGGAAAGAGAGAAGCAGCUGUUUUCUGGAUUCUUCCACAAGAGGAAGCUGUGCAGAGAUCUCCGCAGACAGUCAGCAGAGUGUUGGCAGCUCCAGAGCAAAUGUGAGGCCUGCCAGGGAACCCUGCUCGCUGAGUGCCCAAGUGUGCGGGAGCUGCACGUUGAGCUAGACGAGGUGUCGGAGCUGCUGGAGAUCUCUAAGCAGCAGUAUGAGGAGGUGCUAGGCAUCGUGCAGCGACACACGGAGGACACCGUGAACUGGCUGAACAACAUGGCCUCAGAGUUUGGCUGGGUGACAGAACUGGUCCACGAUAACACCACGCCUGAAAACAUCUUCAGCAUCACCACGGUGGUGGCCGAAGAGGCAGCCAACGCCCCAGUGACGGACAUUAAGGUGGAGGUUAACAUUCUGAACACUCCCACUCUCACACUCACCGUGCCUGCCAGCCUGCAGCUGCAGGACCCCGCCUUCAUCCAAUAUGUGGCCCACGAGGCUCUGGGCCUGUAUAAGCAGAGGGCCAGGCAGGAAGACGCUUAAGGCUGCCUGGAGGAGAAAUGUGCAGUUUUGUCUGUGAAUGAGCAACAGUUCACCUGUCGGGUACAUGUUAAAAGAACAUAUUUGACUAGAUACAAAACUUACAGUACAAACGUUUACAAUUAAAAGAUUCAUGUAGUCUUGUGUAAAUCAUUCUAUUCAUUGUAGAACUUCAUAUAGUUUAAUAUAUCAGUGCUUAAAUAAAUGAAUUCUGCCCACCUACUAAUCACCUGCCUAUACAGUGUACUGCUGUGAUGUCAACAUGAUAAUCUUCUCAAAUAAAGUUAACUGAAAACUGCUCAGCUGA
This is a messenger RNA of Pygocentrus nattereri (red-bellied piranha), 1812 nucleotides long. RefSeq names its product clusterin-like 1 (retinal) (gene clul1). Bases 123 to 1508 code for a protein of 461 amino acids. NCBI's taxonomy places the organism in Eukaryota, Metazoa, Chordata, Actinopteri, Characiformes, Serrasalmidae. The record is from RefSeq and is a predicted model, not a curated record. The transcript has 9 exons.